Molecule: messenger RNA, 2518 nt
Organism: Prionailurus viverrinus (fishing cat)
Lineage: Eukaryota; Metazoa; Chordata; Mammalia; Carnivora; Felidae
Product: alpha-1,3-mannosyl-glycoprotein 4-beta-N-acetylglucosaminyltransferase-like protein MGAT4E
Exons: 7
Coding region: 945-2417 (490 amino acids)
Biological process (GO): protein N-linked glycosylation
Molecular function (GO): acetylglucosaminyltransferase activity
Source: RefSeq, a predicted model, not a curated record
UUCCCUAAACUCUCUACGAGAUUGCCACACUUGGUAAGUCAUGUUGCCCAAAGGACUUUCUUGGGGAGCUUCCGAGUGACUUGACCUCUGUUGCCAUAAAGCCAGAUUCCAAUCUGCUCUUCUCAUUUUGAUUCCAGAUGUUCACCAGGUGCUAACCAAAGAUUAUCUCCUGCCAUUGGGAUUUGGAGUAAUUUUUAUUCUUUUUUUUUUGUAAUUGAUCCAAUGUUUUACAUGAAACAUAUAUUGAUUUGAAUUUGGAGAAAAUAUCAAUAAAAAAUGAUUCCUAUUUGGAGAAAAAUGUGGCCCAGUCCACAGUCCUGGAUCUAGGUCAGAAUCCCAGGACACUGAUGUCAAAACUUCCUCACCAUUUCCCUGCAACCCUUACCAAGGAGCUGGUGUUUCGUGUGAAGUUGGAAAGGUAAACAGGUCCCAUUCAGAGAAGACAAUAGUUGUAGGUAGAAUGUCACCUGAAAGCAGUGACCAACUUUGCCUUGCCUUAGAGGAUGCACAUUCUGGCCUCAUCUAGCUCCCACAAAUAUUGUAUUUCCUUCUUGACUUUGGAGAAAACCUUGAAGUCUCAGGAGUUGUGAAGCUGAGUUCUUCUGCACCACCCCUCCAAAAAAAGCCUCAGAACUACACGUCCAGUAAAGGAAAUGCUCAAGGAAGCAUUGAGCCUGAAAUGAAAGAACAUGAGACAGUAACUCAAAGCCAUAUGGAGAAAUAAAGAUCUCAAUAAAGAGAAAUUCCAGCCCUCAUCUUCUGUUAAACAAAAAGACUCUGAAGGACAUAGCACUCCAAACAUGAGUGGAUAAACAAAAGAAGCUCCUCCAAUUUUACCUGGAAACCCAGACAGGAGGUGAAGAUGGUAGAAGUGGAAGAGAAUCAAACUCCUUGACCUUUGUCUCUCCAUAGAUGGCUACAAAGCUCCUCCAGGCCCCAGCACCAUGCGUCAUUGCCUGUGGAAAUAUAUCAUAGUUGUUGUGUCCUUAAUCUUCCUGAGCUUCUUCCUCCAAGAGAAUAAUGAAGAGCAUCUUACAUAUAACUUAUCAUUGCAGGAGGAAAAGAAGAAAAUACUGUGGCAGCUCAAUCAGGACCAAAUGAUCUCUAAGAGCAGAAACCAUCUAGAGAACUUCAAGGACAUGCAGAAAGCCUCCCCUUUACUCCAACAGGCCAAGUACAAAUUGCUGGCUGGAUCCCCUCCCCAGGAAAAGAAACUGCUGACCAUAGGGAUUUCCUCAGAGCAACACCCUAAUGGGAGCUACCUCUUGGACACUCUGCGGUCCCUGUUCCAAGCUUCCUCAGAACACGAGCUAAAUUGUAUCGUGGUGCUGGUCCACCUGUCAGAUCCCGACCCCGAAUGGCUCAGACGAACAGUUGCCAAUAUUUCAGACCUCUUCAAACCACAUAUUGAGGCCCAGAAGCUGCUCGUGAUCCACGGUCGUCUCGGUGACUCUCCUCUCCCAGGAGAUAGGAAUAAUGUUAGUCGCACCUCACGCUGUGAAGCGCAUUAUUCCAGGCAGAAAGUCCAUUAUGCCCUCCUCAUGAACUUUGCUGUCAACCUCUCUGAAUACUUUCUGAUGAUGGAAGAUUAUGUUUACUGCACUUCCAAAUUUAUUUCCACCAUCUAUUGGGCAUUAUCAGCCUGGAAAGAACUACCUUGGGCGAUCCUGGAGUUCUCCAGCCUAAGCCUCUCUGGGAAAGUUUUCCACACCAGUGACCUCUCCCGCCUGGCCUCUCUCUUUCUCCUUUUCCAUAAGGAUAUUCCCAUUUACUUGUUUCUCUCUGAAUUCCGCCUUCUCUUGGCCCAGAGUGUUCCAAUUCGUUUCAGUCCCUCAGUCUUCUUCCACAUAGGCAAGUAUCCUGCGUUUGAGGACACAUGCUUUCCUGUGGAGAAGGAGAAGGUGUUUGGUGAACCAGACAACCCCGUUGCCAGCGUCCUCACAGACAUGAUGGCAGAAAUGAAUGGUAUUCCACAAUACGCUUAUACUCUGAACAAAGAGUGCUACUCUACUCUCAAUCCUGUAAGAGGCAACUACCUGACAGUGAUUUUGGAGAAGCCACAAAAAGUCAUCCGGAUAGAGGUCCUGACAGGUUCUGACAAAAAAGGGCUAUAUUGGCUACGGCAGGGGCAAGUGGAGCUGGGCUAUGAUCCCUUGGAGAAUUCCAGAGGCUGCACCCGCUAUACCCUUCUAGGUCCACUGGUGGAAGGAAAUUUAGACCAGAGGGUAUUUUAUGAAGAAGAUUCUGUGGAGGAGUUGAGUUGUAUACGACUGCUUGUGCUAGCCUCUCAAGAGUCUUGGCUCCUGAUCAGGCAGAUCAAAGUCUGGACUCAGCAUGAGGAAGAGGAGAGUUAUUACAAUGGGAAUUCUGGAAAGGUGGGGUUUGGGAAUGGAACCGACAUGGCUGAUCAGAAAUAAAGCCGAAAUUGAUCAAGGCCUGCUCCUUCUGAGUAGGAUGAGCAUGUAACUUAUUAUCCAAACUGGGACACUUUUAAGAAUGAAAGGAAACACUAUUAAAA